UACAAGUGCAGAUAUGGGAAGCUCGAUGCUGAAACAACUGCACCACUUACGACUUCUACUUCUACUUCCAGUGUGUCUAUCUUUAGUUUUAUUAUUUGGUUACUAUGGUAAAUCUUAUGUUAUUGAAAACGCCAAGCCAAUCUCCUAUCUGUCGUACUCGGUAGAGUCGUUACCUCUUUCUGACGAGGCCAAUGCAAACCUUACCAAGCUCGGACUUACUCCAAAGCCUGCAGCAGUGGUCAGAGAUGCAAAUGGAUUUAAACGAGUGGUCCACGGCCGUUUCCUUCACAUUACCGACAUCCACCCAGACCCUUACUAUAAAGAGGGAAGUAAUGUGGAAGAUGGAUUAUGUCAUGGGGGCAAAGGUUCCGCAGGGAAAUACGGAGAUGCUGUUGGAGGUUGUGACUCUCCAUUUGCACUCAUGGAAGCUACAAUUAAGUGGGUUUCGGAUAAUUUGAAAGACAAAAUCGACUUCAUUAUCUGGACUGGGGAUAAUGUUAGACACGAUAAUGAUAGAAGGUUCCCAAGAACUGAAAUGAAUAUCUUUGAAUUGAACCAACAAGUCAGCGACUUGAUGUACACUACAUUCAAGAAUAACGACAACCCAGAUGAUCCUAGGGCUAUGCUUGUAGACUUGGUGCCAUCAUUGGGUAAUAACGAUGUCUAUCCACAUAAUUUGUUUGCCCCAGGUCCAACUUUACAAACUAGAGAAUUAUUCAAGAUCUGGGCCCCAUUCAUUCCUCAGUCACAAUUGCAUGUUUUCAAUCGUGGGGCUUAUUUCUUUCAAGAAGUGAUUCCAGGACAAUUGGCAGUAUUGUCCAUCAACACAUUGUAUUGGUUCCAAUCCAACCCCUUGGUAGAUAACUGUGACAGCAAGAAGGAACCUGGGUAUAAGUUGUUUGAAUGGUUGAGUUAUGUUUUAAAGGAAUUAAGACAAAGAAAUAUGAAGGUAUGGCUUUCCGGUCAUGUUCCUCCUAAUGAAAAAAAUUAUGAUAUUUCGUGUUUAAGAAAGUACAUCAUUUGGACUCAUGAAUAUCGUGAUAUCAUUAUUGGAGGGUUAUAUGGACAUAUGAACAUCGAUCAUUUCAUCCCCUUGGAUAGUAAGGCGGCAUACAAGAGUUUGAAGGAGAAGUAUCUGUUACAAGAAAUGGUUGAUAACAACAUGUUUGACAUUGAGGGCCACGAUUCUGAUGAUGAAGUUCUUGAAUCUGAUAAUGAAGAUUUAUCACUUGAAGAUCAUUAUUCACUUAACGAUGUCCCUAUUCAAACCGGUGAGGGUAUCUCCUUUUUAGCCCCACCAGUAGAUAUACAAGGAGGUGUUCCCCAUGGUAAAGUCAAUUACCUUGAUACUCUUAGAGAAACACUUUACGCUACGAUCAAAGGUAAGAAGAAGAGUGGUGUAUCCUCUGAGCGGUAUUCCAUUGCACAUGUUUCCGCUAGUGUAGUUCCAACAUUUAAUUCUGGAUUAAGGGUAUGGGAGUACAAUAUCUCUGACUUAAAUUCUGCUUAUGAAGUCAAAAUUGAAUAUGCACCAUGGGAUGAAUUUUUUGUUGGACUUGAUACAUUGAUUGAACAAAUUGGUGAGCAAGAAGAUGAACCAGAACCUAAGUAUUCCACAUUUAAAGAUCAAAUGGACAUUUUCAAGAAGGAUAAAACCAUCCCACCUAAAAUGCCAAAGGGUUUACCAUUGGGCCCAGCAUAUACUCCACAACUUUUCACACCUGAAAGAUAUGUUCUGUAUUAUGCAGACUUAAAGUCUAUCAAUAAGGGAGAAAAGGAAUUCAAAUACGAAAUAGAAUACCAAACAGAUGAUAGUGUGUAUGAAAUGGAAAACUUGACUGUCGAUGAAUGGUUGGCAUUUGGAAGAAAGUUAGGUAAGCCAGUCAAGGAUGCAUCGGAGGAAAGAAUAUCGAAAAUUAAAGGUAAGAAGAAUAAGAAAAAUAAGGAUAAGAAGAAGAAGAAGAAGAAUAAGGAGCACGAAAAGUUAGAAGACAUUUGGCAACAUUACUUGAGGUACAGUUUUGUAAACUCGGGUUACGAAAACAUGAACAUUUAAAAGUAAAGAUUUGCUUAAGAUAUCGAAAACAAAACAAGGA
This is a messenger RNA of [Candida] anglica, 2096 nucleotides long. NCBI's taxonomy places the organism in Eukaryota, Fungi, Ascomycota, Pichiomycetes, Serinales, Debaryomycetaceae. The record is from the annotation of a GenBank genome assembly.